Molecule: messenger RNA, 1232 nt
Organism: Raphanus sativus (radish)
Lineage: Eukaryota; Viridiplantae; Streptophyta; Magnoliopsida; Brassicales; Brassicaceae
Product: probable lipid phosphate phosphatase 4
Exons: 7
Coding region: 239-1156 (305 amino acids)
Biological process (GO): phospholipid metabolic process
Molecular function (GO): phosphatidate phosphatase activity
Source: RefSeq, a predicted model, not a curated record
UGAAAAAAAAAAAUUUGCGAUAAAACAUAUUUAUCAUCGAUCGUGUUAAAAAAACAUAUUUAUCAUCGAUCAUUCUCUCCCCAAAAUCACAAAACCGCUUCAAAAGUUAUUUCUUUCAUUGAUUCGUUUGUAAAUUGCAACUGUAAUCGUAAUAGAAAGAUUAAUUAGGGCUUUUUUAACCUCGAUUGGCCAUCGAUUUGUCUCGCAUUUUACCAGGUCAAUAUAAUUAGCCUGAGAGAUGGGUAAGAUAACGCUUGGAUCUCACACGGUAAAGAGCCAUGGAUGGAAAGUGGCUCGAGAACAUCUAAUGGACUGGAUCAUCCUCGUCCUCCUCGGUAUCGUCAUCAUUGUUCUCAACAUUAUGGAGCCUUUUCGUCGCUACAUCGGGCCAGACAUGUUGACCGAUCUAACUUUCCCAUUGUAUAAAGACACCAUCCCUAUCUGGGCUGUCCCGAUUAUUUGUAUAUUGGUUCCGAUAUGCAUCUUCACAGUGUACUAUUACUUUGGGAGAGAUGUUUAUGAUCUUCAUCACGCCAUUCUCGGUAUCGGAUUCUCAUGUCUUGUGAAUGGAGUCAUCACUGAUUCCAUCAAAAACGCGGUCGGUAGGCCACGACCUAACUUCUUCUACCGAUGUUUUCCCGACGGUAAACCGAAAUUUGAUCCGGAUACUAAAGAUGUUGUGUGCCAUGGAAUAAAAAAGAUCAUCAAAGAAGGUUACAAGAGUUUUCCAAGCGGUCACACUUCAUGGUCAUUCGCCGGUUUAACUUUCCUUGCAUGGUACUUAUCGGGGAAGAUCAAAGUUUUUGACAGAAGAGGACACGUGGCAAAGCUAUGCCUCGUGUUCUUACCAAUAUUCAUCGCAAUUCUCAUCGGAAUAUCACGUGUAGACGACUAUUGGCACCACUGGACCGACGUCUUCGCCGGGGCCAUCAUCGGAAUAUCUGUGGCUUCUUUCUCUUACCUCCACUUUUUUCCUUACCCAUAUGACAACAAUGGAUGGGCACCACAUGCGUAUUUUAGAAUGUUGGCCGAGAGGAGUGGUCGAGACACAACGAUGACUCGGAGCGGUUCUCGAGAGAUCUUGGACAACGACGUCGAGCUUGGCUCUACCUCCAUACCACACCAUCGUAAUCGAGGAAGCACUGAUUCUGAAUGAUAAAAUUAUUCCCUGUCACAUUUUAAUAUAUUUAUGUGUGUAAUUUAUAACUACGUGAUUAUAUAUGUUUGACUUA